Alnus glutinosa is the source of this 1773-nucleotide messenger RNA. Its product is annotated as protein TRIGALACTOSYLDIACYLGLYCEROL 4, chloroplastic. The record is from RefSeq and is a predicted model, not a curated record. Lineage: Eukaryota; Viridiplantae; Streptophyta; Magnoliopsida; Fagales; Betulaceae. Gene Ontology annotation, molecular function: phosphatidic acid binding. The transcript has 4 exons. Gene Ontology annotation, cellular component: chloroplast envelope. The coding region runs from base 186 to 1616 and encodes 476 amino acids. Gene Ontology annotation, biological process: ER to chloroplast lipid transport; acylglycerol transport.
AGAAAAGCACUCUAUGGACUAUGGGGACUGGAAGAGCCUUAAACCCCAAUGCUCUACCUGUGUUAUCUCCGUGAGCGAUAAGCGAGUCAACAAUUAUGGUAAAUCCCAUUUUGGCGGGUUUAGUUUAGUUUCAGCAGAUUUGACAGAAGUCGAACAGCUUUUUGGAAAUUUUGGGAAGGGAAGAGAUGAAGAAGCUGAGAUGGGCAAUGGACGGAGAGUUUUGGGAGCUGGACGUGUCGACACCCAGGACCCUGGAAGGCUUGGCCCGGCCGGUUCCGGGCGACCCAAUUCCACUGGGACUGUCCAGAGGCUGCAGCCUUUCGAGGGCCAAGCAGCUCCACUUCAUGCAGCGCUUCAUGACCGCACCAUUCGUCCCCUCUUACGCCGCCGCUUCCGACGGCCUAGCUCUGCACCGUGUACUCACCAUUCCCUUCUCUGAGAACUGGUUCGCCACUCUGUUGGGUCAGUUCAAUUUGCAAAAGUUUUGGUCGUCUUUAAUGAAUGAGAGUGGAGAAACGCCACCACCACUGAGCUCAGAGUCCUCAUGGCGGCAGCAAUUGCAAAGAGUUGGGAGACACCUUCGCAACAAAUCAUUGUAUGCCCUCGGUUUCUCUUCCGAACUAUUGUUAACACCCGAUGAUACUCUGCUUCUUAGCUUAGAUUCACAUUCGUAUUCACAUGGUAAUAAGAAGACUCCGCGAAAGAAAGCAGUCCUCAAUCACAAGUUCCCCAAUCACAACUUAACGGUGGAAGCAGUUUCGCCAGGACUUUUUGUUGACGAGUCUGGUAAUUAUUGGGAUGUACCCUUUUCCAUGGCGAUUGAUCUGGCUUCUCUUACUUCUGACGCUGGUGCCAGUUAUCAUCUAUGUAUGCACCAUAACACCGGGUCACCCACUCAAUUCGAAGGUGAUCAGAACACCCAUGAACCACCUGCUACUCUCCUUCCUGGGUUGUCCCUCAAAACUGCUUUUUCCUUCGAACAGAAUUUUGACAUUUGGAGAAGUAAAGGUCAAAAGUUGUUGAAGAUGGUGCAACCAUAUGACAUGUUCCUUUCAACUCCUCAUGUUUCGGCUGCAGGGAUCAUUGGUGCUGCUUUGACUGCCUCUGUUGGAGAUUGCUCGGUUAGAGCACAAGAUGGUUCUCAGGAUUCCAAUGGAUUCUCUUUUCAGGCAUCUGGAGUAAAAUCUGCCUUUCUAGCAGAUCUGUUUGCAUCAGUCUCAUUUACUGCUCAGCAUGGAAAUUUCCAAAGGCUAUAUCUAGAUCUCACCCGCUUUCAUGCCCGCUUUGAUUUUCCUUCUGGUUCCAGAUUUCUUUCAGGUGCUACACGUGUAACACAAGAUCUUCUUAAUUCUCAAAGGCCAACUCUGGAAGCCAUUCAGGCUAUUUGCCCCAAUGCCACCCUUUCUCUUCAGCAGCAGAUUGCUGGACCUUUUAGUUUUAGAGUUGAUUCAGGAGUUGCAGUUGAUUUGAAGAACCAAGAGUGGCCUAUACGUGUGGAUGAGCCUGUUUUUGCCAUUGAAUAUGCAUUGCAAGUCCUUGGUUCAGCGAAGGCUGUGGCAUGGUAUUCGCCAAAGCACCAAGAAUUUAUGGUAGAACUGCGUUUUUUUAAGACAUAAACCAUAUUCUUUUGUACGUGUUCAGAAGUUUAUGUUCUUUUCUGUGUUUUCAUAUUGUGAAUCAUUUGAGAGAGAAAAUACCCAUGUCAACUGUUUCUGUCACAAUUUGAAAUUUAUGUAGUAUUCAAAAUAUUUAAUUUGAGAAAUAUUAUAGUAA